Molecule: messenger RNA, 1113 nt
Organism: Closterium sp. Naga37s-1
Lineage: Eukaryota; Viridiplantae; Streptophyta; Zygnematophyceae; Desmidiales; Closteriaceae
Source: the annotation of a GenBank genome assembly
AUGGAGUACGCGGGGGUUGGGGUGGGAGGCAUGGAGGAGGGCAUGGUGCAGCUGCAGCAGCGGCUGAGGUCAGCUGAGGCCAAGGCGGAAGAGGUGCUGCUGGUGAAGCAGGAGGUAAGCGAGGGAGAUUCACUGCUUUUGGGUGGGACGUUCACCUCUCCCGGGGUUGCACAUCAGAGAUGCUGUGCCUCUGCUGUCGUUCCCCUUGCUGUCCUCUCUCACGUCCAACCCCUCCCCUUCACCUCUCACAUCCACCGCGCCGCCCCCCUCUCCCCGCUUGCCGCCCAUCCAUUUACCAUUCACACUCGCCCCUCUCAUCCCCGUCUGGUGGAUACGCACAGGCAGGGCAUGCAGAAGGGAACUCAUUACAUCACCCCUCCCACUUACUCCUCUCCAUCCACGCCACUACCCCUCUCGUUCUCUGCUGCCCCGCAUCCCUCCCCUCAUGCUCGUAGUGCGUCUGGAUCGCCGCUAGUGGAUUUGGAUCGGCAGCGCAAUGCGGGCAGGGAGGCCAUCACGGCGCUCAAGAAGCAUGCCAGGGGGGCGGCUGCCAGGAGAGCAGGGGCACGCAGGGAGGGGGGCUCUGGAGGAGGUGCUGCUGGGGAAGGUGUAUCUGCAGAGUCACACAGGCCACUUGUAAUCCCCUUGCCUGCAGUGCCAUGCGGCAUGUCAGAUUCGGUUGGGGGUUCGGAGUGUGCUGUGUGUGGGGCGGUGGGGCAGAAGGAGCGAGUGUGGGUGGCGAUGGGCAGAGGGGAGGUGUUUGUUCGCAUGCCGCUGCACCAUGCGCAUGUGCAUGUGAAGCGAGCCUUUGUCAGAUCGAGCCUGUUUGCUCGUCUAUACUCCUCGGCCCUGACCAUUCAGCUAUUCACCGCAUUGACACCCUCUGCGCUCUUCAUGUCUCCCACUGCUCCGUCCUUCCAGCCGUUGACCGCAUGGACCCUCAUUGCCCUCUAUCCCCCAGCAGGCAUUCAGCGCAUGGACGAGCAGAUGGAGGAGGGGAGGGAGAAGCAGAAGGCGGCAGUGAGGCAGCUCACAGAGGAGGGUGGGCUGGCAGGCCGCGUUGGGGAGGGCAUAGUGCAUGCACUCACAACGUUGAAGGAUGCAAGCAAAUAG